AUGGCUACACCACUGACCGACUACGAGAGGAGAAAACAAAUUAGUGUUAGGGGGAUCGCGGGGCUGGGGGAUGUCGCCGAGAUCAAGAAGAGCUUCAACAGGCAUCUUCAUUUCACACUUGUCAAGGAUCGCAAUGUGGCGACCCCCCGGGAUUACUAUUUCGCACUGGCUCACACCGUUAGAGACCACCUGGUUGGACGAUGGAUUCGCACUCAGCAGUAUUACUAUGAAAAAGACCCCAAGCGUGUCCACUACCUGUCUCUGGAGUUCUACAUGGGCCGGACGCUGCAGAAUACUAUGGUUAACCUGGGCCUGCAGAAUGCAUGCGACGAAGCCAUCUACCAGCUGGGACUGGACCUGGAAGAGCUGCAGGAGAUCGAGGAGGAUGCCGGCUUGGGCAACGGUGGACUGGGGCGUCUGGCAGCUUGCUUCCUGGACUCUCUGGCCACCUUGGGCCUGGCAGCUUACGGCUAUGGGAUCCGGUAUGAGUUUGGCAUCUUCAACCAGAAGAUCACUAAUGGCUGGCAGGUGGAGGAAGCAGAUGAUUGGCUGCGCUAUGGCAACCCCUGGGAGAAGGCCCGCCCUGAGUACAUGCUGCCUGUCCAUUUCUAUGGCCGAGUGGAGCACACUAGCAGUGGGGCCAAAUGGGUAGACACUCAGGUCGUGCUGGCCAUGCCUUACGACACACCAGUGCCUGGUUUCAAGAACAACACCGUAAACACCAUGAGGUUGUGGUCAGCAAAGGCUCCCAAUGACUUCAACCUGCAGGAAUUCAACGUGGGUGAUUACAUCCAAGCCGUACUGGACAGGAACUUGGCAGAGAACAUUUCCAGAGUCCUUUACCCCAAUGACAAUUUUUUCGAGGGGAAGGAGCUGCGUCUGAAGCAGGAGUACUUCGUGGUGGCCGCCACCCUGCAGGACAUCAUCCGUCGCUUCAAGUCCUCCAAGUUUGGUUGCCGAGACCCCAUCAGGACCUCCUUUGAGACCUUCCCUGAGAAGGUGGCAAUCCAGCUCAAUGACACUCAUCCUGCCCUUGCCAUUCCCGAGCUCAUGAGGAUCCUGGUGGAUGUGGAAAAGCACGACUGGACCAAGGCCUGGGAGGUGACGGUGAAGACGUGUGCAUACACCAACCACACCGUACUGCCCGAGGCCCUGGAGCGCUGGCCUGUGCACAUGUUUGAGAAGCUGUUGCCACGACACCUGGAGAUUAUCUACGAGAUCAACCACCAGCACCUAAAGAGGAUCGAGGCCUUGUACCCAGGCGAUACUGACCGGCUACGUCGAAUGUCCCUGAUCGAGGAGGGUGACCCUAAGCGGAUCAACAUGGCGCACCUGUGUGUGGUGGGCUCGCACGCCGUCAACGGAGUUGCCCGCAUCCACUCGGACAUCGUCAAGACCACUGUAUUUAAGGACUUCUGCGACAUUGAGCCAGAGAAGUUUCAGAAUAAGACCAAUGGGAUAACGCCACGCCGGUGGCUGCUGCUCUGCAACCCGGGCCUGGCUGACAUCUUUGCUGAGAAAAUUGGGGAGGGGUUUUUGACUGAUCUUUCUCAGCUGAAGAAGCUGUUGGACUUUUUAAACAACGAUGGCUUCAUCCGUGACGUGGCCAAAAUCAAGCAGGAGAACAAGCAGAAGCUUGCGGCCUACCUGGAGGAGGAGUACCAUGUAAAGAUCAACCCCGAGUCCAUCUUUGACAUCCAGGUCAAGCGGAUCCACGAGUAUAAGAGACAGCUUCUCAAUUGUCUCCACAUUAUCACCCUCUACAACCGAAUAAAGAAGGACCCCAAGAAGCACUUUGUCCCCAGGACUGUGAUGAUUGGAGGAAAGGCUGCCCCAGGUUAUCACAUGGCCAAAAUGAUCAUCAAGCUCAUCACCAAUGUGGGCCAGGUCAUCAACAAUGACCCUGUGGUGGGGGACAGACUCAAAGUCAUCUUCUUGGAGAACUAUAGAGUCUCUCUGGCUGAGAAGGUGAUCCCAGCGGCUGAUCUGUCGGAGCAGAUCUCCACGGCCGGCACAGAGGCCUCAGGCACGGGAAAUAUGAAGUUCAUGCUCAACGGUGCCCUCACUAUUGGAACCAUGGAUGGUGCCAAUGUGGAGAUGGCCGAGGAGGCUGGCGAGGAGAACCUCUUCAUCUUUGGCAUGAGGGUGGAGGACGUGCUGGCCAUGGACAAGAAGGGGUACAACGCUAAGGAGUACUAUGACCGCAUCCCUGAGCUGCGACAGGUGAUUGACCAGAUCCAGAGUGGGUACUUCAACCCCAAGGAGCCUGAGCUCUUCAAGGACAUAGUCAACAUGCUGCUGAAUCAUGACCGGUUCAAAGUGUUUGCUGACUAUGAAGACUAUAUCAGCUGUCAAGAUAAAGUCAGCGCUCUCUACAAGAAUCCUAAAGAGUGGACCAAGAAGGUAAUCCACAACAUCGCUGGGUCGGGCAAGUUCUCCAGCGACCGCACCAUCACGGAGUACGCCCGGGAGAUAUGGGGGGUGGAGCCUUCGGACGUGAAGAUCCCACCACCCAAUGAGCCUCGUGACUGAGGCCCGGCCCCACCCCCUCUGGGGGGGGGGGGGGGGGGUGAGCUGCAUGGCUAGUUCCAGCACAUCGGCCUGUGAGGGGAAGCAGCCAAAAUGCCUUUCACUUUGUGCCCUGAUACUGUACCUCUUCAGUCAAUCUUCACAGGGAACAUAAAACGUGCACUUAGGUUUAAUUUUUUUCCAUGUGUUCCCUUUUUAGAAAAAUAUUAGCUUAAGUUUCACCAGGAGGAGAGUUUAUUACAAGAGUUUUAUUGUUAUUUACUGAGGACCAUUUCGUAAUUUCCUUUAUGUUAAGAUGAUAGGAAUUUUACAAUUAUUAAUUGACCUCAUAUCCUGUAUUACUGAACAAGCGUUUAGAGUGUUUUUGUGUUCUUAUACGGUUUAAGGUUCCAGGUUAGUGUUAAUUUAGGGGCAGAUAAAAGGAAAAAUGAGGGGAAUGAAGGCAGGCGCUGGGGGACUGAGGGCCCUAAUUAGCCCACUGCCACAAAAGCCUUAAAUGAGACUUCAGAACUGUGCCGCAGCUGAAUGUAAUAGUGAUUCCAUGGCCAGAGUAGAACGUAGGAUUCACUUGAAUGUCUUCAUAGUUUUGCGUCUGUUAUGACUGAAUAUAAAGUGGUUUCUUUUGUUUUUUUCCUUGGUAGCAGCUUUUUCACCAUUACCGACGAGUACUGUACCAUUUUUACACUUAUUCUCGGCAAUCUUGUUAAUGAAUGAUAAAUAAAAAUGUAGUGUAUUAAA
Molecule: messenger RNA, 3267 nt
Organism: Paramormyrops kingsleyae
Lineage: Eukaryota; Metazoa; Chordata; Actinopteri; Osteoglossiformes; Mormyridae
Gene: pygb
Product: phosphorylase, glycogen; brain
Biological process (GO): glycogen catabolic process
Cellular component (GO): cytoplasm
Molecular function (GO): pyridoxal phosphate binding; glycogen phosphorylase activity
Source: RefSeq, a predicted model, not a curated record